This is a messenger RNA of Aspergillus tubingensis, 945 nucleotides long. RefSeq names its product chitin-binding lectin 1. The coding region runs from base 1 to 945 and encodes 314 amino acids. The record is from RefSeq and is a predicted model, not a curated record. The transcript has 5 exons. Lineage: Eukaryota; Fungi; Ascomycota; Eurotiomycetes; Eurotiales; Aspergillaceae. Gene Ontology annotation, molecular function: chitin binding.
AUGGAGAUGAACUUAUCGGAAUCUUCAAUUCCACUAGUGCUUUCAAGCGGUGGGCAACAUCAACACCUAUGCCGGUUAUUCAACGACAAGCCGGACGGCAUAUACCACAUUGGCUUCAACUAUCAAUCUGAACGCAACCGUUACCGCCAACCGUACUACAACGUGGCUGCUUCAACGAGCCCGACCUUCGCCACCGUUACAGCUACAUACAAUAUUACUGUGUGGGAAAUGACUCAAAAUUAUACUCUCUGUCGACAAGCUAUGGCAUAUUACAAUAUCUCUGCAGACGAUUCCUUGACAUCCGAUAUGCUUACUAAUGACGCUUUCAUGGAGCAAUACGAUCGCGUCUGUUUGCUCAAUCUCUCGAAGCCGUUGCCGACUCAAGCCUUCAACACCAGUAUCUCACUGGUGACCUCGAUGACCGAGACGGAAUCCUACUCCAGUCAAAUGAUAGCCACUGCAACAGCGCGAUUAACGGCUUCCAUGGGUUCAGCGUCUGCUACUAACAGCGCGAGCACGACGACUACUAGCAGCGUUACUCAAUCUUCCGAAGCGACUUCUACGGCAUCUUCGUCCGUGAACACCUCCCCAGAUGGCACUUGCGGCGAGUCUACCGGGUAUUCGUGCACCAACUCUCAAUUUGGGAACUGCUGCAGCAAAUUUGGCUACUGUGGAUCAACGAGCGACUACUGCGAAACCAACUGUGACCCUGCAUACGGCGAGUGCAAGGCUUCCUCCAUAGCCAGCAGUCUGACUCCGACCUCAGCAUCUACGGCGACCCCGACAUCCACAGCCAAUAUCUCGCCAAAUGCCUUUAUGGUUACUGUGGAUCGACCAGCGACUAUUGUGCCUCGCAAUCCUGCGAUAGCUCCUAUGGAGAAUGUUCUGCUUAAGUCCGAGACUUCUGAACGCCUGUCGACCUCCCGAUCCACCAAUCACAGGUGA